AUGGCUACUGGAUAUAGUGAUCGUACAAAUAGACGCAUUGGUUUUUCGGCGUUCGUUGUUCAAAAUAGGGAUGAUCAGCAUUCGACUAAUCCUGAUGAUAUGACACUUAAAAUAGUCCGCGAACUUAAGCGUAUUGUUCAAAAUAAAAUCAACCAAGGUGACACGAUAACUCAACCAAUUUUUGAGUUAGAAGUUGCCAAGAUCAAACGUGACUAUGAUCCUUAUCAAUGUGAUAUUGAACGAUUGAAAGCGCAACUUCCACGUGAUAUUAAAAAUUGUCCCGAUUCUAUUUUACGUGUAUCAAUGGCCUAUGGAAAUGAUCCACAACAAAUAGAAUCGCGUGUCGAUCGUUUAUUUCUUAGUGAAGUUCAUCAUUUCACUCCUAGCUUACGAGACUAUAAAUUUGACAAUGCUCAUAAAGCAGUACAAGCUAUUCGUAAUACAACAUAUGAAUCAAACAAACCAGAGGAUCUUCUUGCUAUUGUCAAAACAGUUCAAGAAACCGACGACAUUCGUGAUCUUGUAAACAGUAUGGCAAGAUCAUCAAUAAAACAAAAUGAAUCAACAAGAACAACAACAACAACAACAACAACAUCACGAUUCUCUGAUGAUGACCAUCAUUCAAAUGUCAAUACCAGAAUGAAUGAUCGAAAUCGUUUUAAUGAGGAUCGAAAUUCACCGCAUUCUUACAGUCCUGUACCUGAUCCUCAACAAAAUUCUCUUCAGUACCCAAAUCGUCAAUUGGACAGACUUGCCGAUCAAGCAAAAGAUAGAUCAAAUGAUAAUUCUGCACGUCGUGACAGUGGAAAAAAAUAA
Molecule: messenger RNA, 816 nt
Organism: Rotaria sordida
Lineage: Eukaryota; Metazoa; Rotifera; Eurotatoria; Philodinida; Philodinidae
Source: the annotation of a GenBank genome assembly